AUGGCCCACCAAAUGAAACGAAACCCACCGCAGCAACCCCCAUCCUUCACAGCAAACCCGGUAUCAAUCACCCAAGACACCAAAUAUCUAAUCGUGCAUGCCCGCGAAGGCCAAAAUCAGAUCAAAAGGAACGUGCAGCCCAGCACCGCAACAUUCACGAACGUCAUUUUGCCCCUUGCCCAUAUCGACAACGCUCUGGCUUCCAAGUCCCAUAUCCUUGUUUUCUAUAGAGCCGUAUCGACUAGUCCCGAAUUGCGGAAUGCCUCCAUGGAGGCUCAGAAUAUUCUGGAUAGCUACAACGUCGAGACAUCGAUGGAUGACGACUUAUUUGCGCUGGUUGACGCAGUCUUCCACAACAAUGCUGAUCUGGAACCAGAAUCCUAUCGCCUGUUGAAGAAGAUAUACAUGGGCUAUAUUCGACACGGGCUGAAGUUGUCGGCUGGUUGCCAGAGGGAUCGAUUUCAAGAGAUUCAGUUGCGGCUUAGUUGUAUUAAGGCUGAGUUUCAGAGAAAUUUGGCCCAGGCGAAUAGUGCCGGUAUCUGGUUUACGGCUGGGGAGUUGGAUGGAUUACCGGGUGAAUUUCUUUCUAAAUUAAUGGGUGGAGAAGUAGGGAAGGUCAACGGGGAUAAGGUCCAAGUGGCACUUAAUGAUUCAGACCUCUUCCAAACACUUAGAUAUGCGAGAGACGGUGAGACGCGGAAACGCAUCUAUAUUGCUAACGAGAAUAAGUGUGGACAGAAUGUGUCCUUAUUCAGGGAAGCUAUACUACUCCGUGACGAAGCGGCUCGUCUGCUUGGGUAUCCCAGCCAUGCUGCUUUGCGGAUUGAAGAUAAGAUGGCGAAGUGUCCGGAGACUGUGAAUUCUUUUCUCGGUGAUCUACAAGCUCGAUUGAGAGAUAAUGGUAUGAAAGAAGUCGACAAGUUAAAGCAACUCAAGAAGGCCGACCUUGAGUCCCGGGGAGAAUCAUUUGAUGAACGGUAUUUUCUGUGGGAUCAUCAAUACUAUCAUCGAAUGAUGUUGGAGAAGCAGUACUCGGUGAACCGACAGAAGAUUGCAGAAUACUUUCCUUUUCAAAGCACUAUUAUGGGUAUGCUGAGGAUCUGCGAGACUUUAUUUGGCCUUUUUUUCAGCGAGUUUAACAGGGACGAGAUGACCAAGCUAGAUAGUCCUGGAGUUGCACAUGUCUGGCAUGAAGACGUGCAGGCCUUUAGCGUCUGGAACAGCGACGAGGAUGGUGACUUCGUCGGGCAUCUUUAUUUGGAUCUUUUCCAUCGGGAAGGUAAAUAUGCAAAUGCAGCCAAUUUCAACCUGAUACCAGGCUUUAUCCUAGAAAACGGCAAACGCCGAUAUCCUGCCACAGCGUUGGUGUGCAACUUCUCCAAGCCUAGUUCUGAAACCCCCUGUCUUUUGAAACACGACGAAGUUGUUACCUUGUUCCACGAAUUGGGCCAUGGAAUCCACGAUCUUGUGUCGAAGACAACUUACUCGCAUUUCCACGGCACAGAGACAGAAGUAGACUUUGGAGAAGCCCCUAGCCAGAUGCUGGAGAACUGGUGCUGGACACCAACAGUACUGCAGUCAUUAAGCAGACACUACUCAUAUAUUUCCUCAGAGUAUCUUGACCACUGGAAAGAACAAGCAUAUAGGGAACCUCAGCCUCAAGAGCAAAUGCCUGACGCGAUGGUUGAGAGCCUCCUCCAAGCUAAACACAUAAAUGGUGCACUGUUCCAUCUGCGUCAGUUGCAUUUUGGUAUCUUUGAUAUGGUAGUCCACGAGUCUGAUGACCGCCAUGCGAUUGAGGGAUUGGACGUCUCCGCGAAGUACAACGAGCUUCUAGCUAGGAUUCUACCGAUGGAUAGCCCCGAGGGUGACGACUGGGGCCAUGGUCAGACACGUUUCCAACACUUGCUGGGGGAAUAUGAUGCAGGGUACUAUAGUUACUUAUUGUGA
This is a messenger RNA of Talaromyces rugulosus, 1950 nucleotides long. RefSeq lists its product as uncharacterized. The record is from RefSeq and is a predicted model, not a curated record. Gene Ontology annotation, cellular component: mitochondrial intermembrane space. Gene Ontology annotation, biological process: peptide metabolic process; proteolysis. Bases 1 to 1950 code for a protein of 649 amino acids. NCBI's taxonomy places the organism in Eukaryota, Fungi, Ascomycota, Eurotiomycetes, Eurotiales, Trichocomaceae. Gene Ontology annotation, molecular function: metalloendopeptidase activity. The transcript is spliced from 2 exons.